Osmerus eperlanus (European smelt) is the source of this 1780-nucleotide messenger RNA. Its product is annotated as transmembrane protein 82-like. The transcript has 6 exons. NCBI's taxonomy places the organism in Eukaryota, Metazoa, Chordata, Actinopteri, Osmeriformes, Osmeridae. The record is from RefSeq and is a predicted model, not a curated record. Bases 341 to 1366 code for a protein of 341 amino acids.
CUAUGUGAAAUUUAGCAGCUUAUAGAGUCGGCAUGGCCAUGGCCUCACUGGGAUGACGCUGUCAAAUGACCUUUGAAACAGAGCACAGAUCAAGGAUUGAACGCUGAUUUAAAGUAGUAUAUGGACACAAGCAAACCCAGAGUUCUAUCAUUAGAGGAUUCAAGAAAGUAAACCAGGUGUUCUCGACAAGCCAGCCUGUUGUUAGCUACUUGUAGUUUUGAUUAGGCUAUAGUUUAAAUCGUUCGUUUUGUGUCGAAUUUAAAACGAAACUCACGCACAUCCAAUAAUAGCCUACGUCAAAUGGUCAACCAUUUCUUUGAAACUUGGACAGGCAGUAACAAUGUUUUCAUUUAUAACAUCGUUUCUCCCGAAUUUACCGGAAUGGCUUACGCUGGACGCAAAUCCUCUGGAGAGUUUACUGCAAGGAGUUGUGGGCGCAUGUGGAAUAUCAAUACUAUGCAACCUGUUGAGAGUUCACUUGUUCUUGGAGUCAGAAAGGAACGAGGACAGCAGUAAAGACACAUCAAGCCAGAAGAAAUCUAGCCAUCAAGGCAAUGUUACAAGUGGGAUAGGUGGAACACUUCAGUUUUGGUUCCUGACAGGAAUAAUCUCUGUUGUGGGCUCUCGAGUAACCUCCCUUGUGGUUUUGGAAUUUACCCUCAGAGCAGUCUCUGCUUGGUUCACUGCUGGGUCUGAGUCAAGUACGUUUCUGCGGCAACAGCUCGUUCAGUGCCAAUUCUCUCUUGGCUGUGCGCUCAGCUGCAGUCUCCACUUUCUCCACGAGGGGGCGGCGCAACGCUGGCUCUGCUUGCUUCUGGCUGCAGCAUUGAGCUCUUACAUGGCCAAGCAAGCGGUGCGCCUGCAUCUCCAUGUCAGGAGACUGUACAGACUCCACAGCUCUCAGCGCUACUGCGGAGUGUGCAUUUCGCUCUUGUCAUCGGGCAGCUCUGUUCUACCAUCUCUAAACAAGGCCCUUGUGAUCACGUUCACAGUUGCUGCAGUGGCUGCCAUAUCGGUUAUCAAUAAACACUUCCUCUCUGCUACAGAAGCACUCAGGUUCUGGACACCACUGACUAUCUGCUACACACUGCUGGUAGUGUACAUGCAAGAGGAACAGCACCGCCAGUCCAGUGGGCAGGCUGUUCUCAAUACAGUGGGGGUGCGUCUUGGGGGGUUAAUGGUGCUGAUGCUGACUAUCGGGCGAUGGGCAGAUGUUUUCCACAUAUUCAUGUGCUUCCUGGGCGAAGCAGGCUGUCUGAUUCCCACCACAGAUCUCCUGGAUGAUACACCACAGGAAGAUGAGCAGUUUUCGAGACCGGACACUGAGAACUGGAGGAUCCAAAAGACCACAAGCCACAAGAGAUAACUAUAUGAGCUCAGCCUAUUGGUUUAUUUUUUUAUUCAAUGUGAGGCACAUAUCCUAUUAACUGUACACAGUGGGCUACACGUUUGUCGUAUGUGAAUAUAAAGGAAAAACAUUUAAUACAUGUGUUGAAGCCUAAAAACAAAGUACAUCUGCAAACCUUAAUAAUAUGGCAAUUUUACUAGCCAAACAUUAAAGAACUGAGUUGGAGCUACCAGCUCAAUUCCCUGCACGCUGUCCUCACAUUGGUUCUGAUGCUGUGUGUACUCCCUGGCUCACCUAUAGGCUUUGGUUUAUUGUUCUUCUCUGAUGAGUGUGUGACAAUGUAAGCUACUUCAAGAGCUUUGCAACACAGAUCUUUAUCAAAUAAAGACUUGUAAUUAUUCACAGCAAUUAGCUAUGUAAUGAACAUCAUUG